AUGGCGUCCACCUCCCGUGCCACCGCAAAACCCUUGCAGGUCCUGGUGCUCGACCCGCCCAAGGUCCUCAGGUUCAAAGGUCCCUUCACCACCAUCGUCACCACGUAUCUUAAACUACACAACCCGUCAUCGAGGAAAGUAUGCUUCAAGAUGAAGAGCACCAACCCUCGCUGCUACUGUGUGCGUCCCAACAGCGGCGUCGUCGAGCCGGGCUCCACAGUGACUGUCGCCACCAUGCUGCAGCCCUUCCGCUAUGACCCCAGCCGGGAAGUUAAGCACAAGUUCAUGGUGCAGACAAGGUUUGCUCCCCCAGACACUUCGGAUCUGGAGGCCAUGUGGAAGAAGGCAAACCCUGGUGAAAUCAUGAAUUCGAAACUGAGGUGUGUGUUUGAAAUGCCAAAAGAGACUGGAAAAGGGGACGAAAGCUUGAGACUCAGAAAGCCAGCGCAGCCCAACAAUCCCAAGCUUGCCUCCUCCACGUCCUUGAAGAAGAAGAGUCGCACCACGCCUCUUCCUCUUGUUCUGCUUGUGAUCGGAGCAGUUUUCAUUGGCUUCUUUCUGGGGAAAUUUACCAUGUAG
Molecule: messenger RNA, 579 nt
Organism: Arvicola amphibius (Eurasian water vole)
Lineage: Eukaryota; Metazoa; Chordata; Mammalia; Rodentia; Cricetidae
Product: vesicle-associated membrane protein-associated protein A-like
Exons: 1
Coding region: 1-579 (192 amino acids)
Biological process (GO): neuron projection development
Cellular component (GO): plasma membrane; endoplasmic reticulum membrane
Molecular function (GO): FFAT motif binding
Source: RefSeq, a predicted model, not a curated record